UAUGAUGAAUGAAUGAAUGAACAAACUCCCAGCUGGUCAAUGAGACACAGUGAAGACUUGCCCCUCUUACACACGAUCAGAGAGAGUCUGGCCUCAGGUGGGUCCUCAGGAAAUGCAGGGAGAAAAAGUCAGGGCCAAGCCCCUUUCGCCUUGGCUCAUCCCUCAAAGCAACGGGGGUCACCAGCAGCUCUACUGGAGCCAUCUGCGACAACUCUGCCAGGGUUCCCGCUAUUGCUGUGUGUGCUCAAACCAGCACAGUCCGAUCGGGAAAUACAGCCUCAAUAUGUGCCAAGAGUGUUCCCAUCAGUACACAAACGAUAUAGUCUUCAUCAAGUGGGACUAA
This is a messenger RNA of Loxodonta africana (African savanna elephant), 343 nucleotides long. RefSeq names its product small ribosomal subunit protein uS14-like. NCBI's taxonomy places the organism in Eukaryota, Metazoa, Chordata, Mammalia, Proboscidea, Elephantidae. Gene Ontology annotation, cellular component: cytosolic small ribosomal subunit. The transcript has a single exon. The record is from RefSeq and is a predicted model, not a curated record. The coding region runs from base 113 to 343 and encodes 76 amino acids. Gene Ontology annotation, molecular function: structural constituent of ribosome; zinc ion binding.